Jaculus jaculus (lesser Egyptian jerboa) is the source of this 2730-nucleotide messenger RNA. RefSeq names its product acyl-CoA synthetase medium chain family member 5 (gene Acsm5). Gene Ontology annotation, biological process: acyl-CoA metabolic process; fatty acid biosynthetic process. Bases 159 to 1895 code for a protein of 578 amino acids. Gene Ontology annotation, molecular function: fatty acid ligase activity; fatty-acyl-CoA synthase activity. Lineage: Eukaryota; Metazoa; Chordata; Mammalia; Rodentia; Dipodidae. The transcript has 15 exons. Gene Ontology annotation, cellular component: mitochondrial matrix. The record is from RefSeq and is a predicted model, not a curated record.
AAACAGAGAAACAAACUUUCACUUCAGCCCUUCAGCCGAAGCAGAACAUAGAUGGUUUUUGCAUGCCACGGAUUUUAAAGCAAGAAUGGAGAAAAUAACAUUGGAGACAUUGAGUUGCUGCUUUCAAAGUGCUCUCUAUAUAGGAAGAGGCCAGUAACAUGAGGCCACGGCUGAGAGGCCUGAUCCUCCAGGCUCUGAAAAGCUUCCGGGGUGUGUGCACAGCUCAUGGACAACUACCACCUCCACCUGUCCAUCAGGCUGUGGCCACCUGGGAAGCCAUAAGCCUUGGGAGACAGCCAGUGCCUGAGUACUUCAACUUUGCCCAUGAUGUGCUGGAUGUGUGGAGUCAGCUGGAGAAGGCUGGGCACCGGCCCACAAAUCCUGCAUUCUGGUGGGUGAAUGACACAGGAGCAGAGGUCAAGUGGACCUUUGGAGAGCUGGGGCAUCAGUCCAGGAAGGCAGCUAAUAUCCUGGUGGGUGCGUGCGACCUGCAACCUGGGGACAGAAUGAUGCUGGUGCUCCCACGGCUCCCAGAGUGGUGGCUGCUCAGUGUGGCUUGUAUGCGCACAGGUGUCGUCAUGAUCCCAGGUGUCACUCAGCUGACGGAGAAGGACCUCAAGUACCGUCUGCAGGCGUCCAGGGCCAAGUCCAUUGUUACCAGUGACUCCCUAGCUCCACAGGUGGAUGCCAUUAGUGCCGACUGCCCUGCCCUCCAAACCAAGCUGCUGGUGUCAGACAGAAGUCGGCCAGGCUGGUUGAACUUUCGGGAACUAAUGUUAAAGGCAUCUUCAGAACACAAAUGCAUGAGGACCAAGAGUAGUGACAAAUUAGUGAUCUACUUCACCAGUGGAACCACCGGGGCCCCAAAGAUGGUGGAGCACUCCCAGUGCAGUUAUGGACUUGGUUUUGUGGCCAGUGGAAGGAGGUGGGUAGCCUUGACUGAAUCUGAUAUCUUCUGGAACACUACAGACACUGGUUGGGUGAAGGCAGCCUGGACUCUUUUCUCUGCCUGGUCCAAUGGAGCUUGUGUUUUCGUCCAUGAGCUGCCUCGAGCUGAUGCCAAAGCUAUCCUGAAUAUUCUCUGUAAAUUCCCAAUAACCACCUUCUGCUGUGUCCCAACCAUCUUCCGGAUGAUCGUGCAGGAGGAUCUGACAAGGUAUCGCUUUCAAAGCCUGAAGCACUGCAUAACAGGAGGAGAGGCCCUCAACCCUGAUGUGCGGGACAAGUGGAAGUGUCAGACGGGCCUGGAGCUGCAUGAAGGCUAUGGACAGUCUGAGACAGUUGUAAUCUGUGCCAAUCCGAAAGGCUCAGCAAUCAAGUCUGGAUCCAUGGGGAGAGCAUCCCCACCUUAUGAUGUGCAGAUUGUGGAUGAUGAGGGAAACAUACUGCCUCCAGGAGAAGAGGGGAGUGUUGCUGUCCGCAUCAGACCAACCCGACCCUUCUGUUUCUUCAAUUGCUAUUUGGAUAACCCUGAGAAGACAGCAGCAUCCGAACGAGGAGACUUUUACAUCACUGGGGACCGAGCCCGCAUGGACAAGGAUGGCUACUUCUGGUUCUUGGGGAGAAAUGAUGACGUGAUAAACUCUUCAAGCUACCGGAUUGGGCCAGUUGAGGUGGAGAGUGUUCUUGCUGAGCAUCCAGCUGUCCUUGAGUCUGCUGUGGUCAGCAGCCCAGACCCCAUUCGGGGGGAGGUGGUGAAGGCAUUUGUGGUCCUUUCUCCAGAGUACUCUUCUCAUGAUCCAGAGGCACUGACCAGAACACUCCAGGAGCAUGUGAAGCAGAUGACUGCCCCAUACAAGUAUCCCAGGAAGGUAGCUUUUGUUUCGGAACUGCCAAAGACCGUGUCUGGAAAGAUCCAAAGGAGUAUACUGAGAAAACAAGAGUGGGGGAGAUGAGCUAUGAUCUAGGAAGAUUCCAUAGUCCUCUGAAGGUUCCAAGAAGAAACAGCUGGUGAGCCCCUGAAGGGAGCACCACCCCUUUAGCUCACAGGCAUCAAAGAUACUCAGCUUCCAUGUGGCAUCGUGGGAUCAUCCUAGAAAAUAUCAAUAACAUCACUGGGUCCGAGCAAACAGCCACUUUCCAGCUUAGCAAAUGCCCCGAUAUUUAAAUCCCUCUCUGUCUGGAGGCAUCCUCAACCUCUGCCCACUAGUCUCAUUAAGAUUUUGCGCCUGUCCCUUGGAAAGACAGAUCACCAUAGCCUUGGAGUACUCAUGUCUCAUUCUCUGCCAGUUGGCAUAAAGGCUUGACUCUUUAGAUGAAGCCAUAUUUGGAAACAGCAUUAACAUAAAACUGGCAUACCCUUUGCUUCUAAAUCCCAUAUUUGGAAAUCAUGGUAAAAGAAAAAUAUUCAAAAUGUAGAAAAUGUCUGAUGGAAAAAGAUACUCAGCCACCAUUAUUUAAAAAUAAAAUGAAAAUCAGAAAAAAAUUUUAAAAAUGAGAAAAUGAUUAAGUUGAUUAACUUUGCCUGUUGUGUGGCUAUUAAAAUAAUUAAUAAUAGUUUAUCAUGCCUUGGCAAAAAUAAAAGCUAUAUUAAGUUUUUAAAAAUAUAUGGAGAGAAAAUAAUUUUCCUACUGGAUAAUUAUAGAUCUGAAAACAAAAAGCACUAAAAACAAUGGCAGUAAUUGUACUGGGAAUUGAGAAGGGAGGGAAAAUAAUAAUGGUCAUUGUUUUUCUUGUCUCUAUACAUGUCUAUUUUCUUAAUAAAUGGAUACAACUAUUUUAAUGAACAAA